Messenger RNA from Ectocarpus siliculosus, 738 nucleotides. NCBI's taxonomy places the organism in Eukaryota, Phaeophyceae, Ectocarpales, Ectocarpaceae. The record is from the annotation of a GenBank genome assembly.
AACAGAGGAACCCACGCAGAAACACAGCAGACGGUAGAACCAAAGGCGCAGUCAUGGCGAAUGGGAGUGCAGAGCAGCUUCACCCACUCCAGAACACGUGGUGUAUUUGGGAACACAAGGUGGCAAAGUCCAGCGCGGACUGGGGAGACAGCAUGCAGAGCCUUGCGGAGUUCGCGACCGUGGAGGAUUUUUGGAAGGUGUACAACAACGUCCCCAAGCCCAGCCAGGUAAUGUUUGACGGGUCGAUGCGGAAGAAGGUCGGAGACCGAGUGAUCGACUCGUACAGCAUCUUCAAGAAGGGCAUCAAGCCGGAGUGGGAGGCUCCGGAGAACAGCCACGGGGGGGAGUGGCAGAGCCGCAGCAAGAUGACCCCCCAGGCGCUCGACCUAUUCUGGGAGAACAUGGUGUUGGGUCUGGUGGGGGAAACGGUGGACGUCGGGGACGAGAUCUGCGGGGCAAGGGUGGUGGACAAGAGCAAGAACAACCACAAUGUGUACCGUUUCGAGCUGUGGCUGAGGAGUAACGACGGCAACACCGCCGCCAGGCUAUUGGAACGCCUACGGGCAUGCCUGGCGGACAGGAACUUGCACGAGAAGUUGAUGCCUAGCUUCGACUGGAAGGCACACGGGGGGCGGUGAUAAACGCAGGCGGAAAAUCGGAGAUUUGACGGGGAUGGAAUUAGCGGGGCCGGGCAGCAAUUUUAGUAUAGGGGUCCUGAAAGUGUUGUGUGGCGUGGUG